Molecule: messenger RNA, 567 nt
Organism: Aricia agestis (brown argus)
Lineage: Eukaryota; Metazoa; Arthropoda; Insecta; Lepidoptera; Lycaenidae
Product: prisilkin-39-like
Exons: 4
Coding region: 89-514 (141 amino acids)
Source: RefSeq, a predicted model, not a curated record
CUCCGACCUAUAUAUACGUACCGGCUGGACCACUUCACACAGUGCCAUUUGGAUUGUCAAAGUAGUUGCCGAUUUCGUAAUAGCCAAAAUGAAAGUGUCCGUGUCCGUGUUGGUCCUGCUGGCGGCGUGCGCCGUGACCUUGGCGGUGGAGCAGCUGCCGGCUCCCGCGCAGAAGACCACCGUCCUCAACCCCGUCACUAACACCAAGAACCAGGGCGCCGUCCAGGAAGAGAACAGGGACAAGAGGAGUUUAGGUUUAGGACUCGGAGCUCUCGGCCUUGCGGGCGCUCUCGGCCUCGGCGCCGCCGCCGUCGUGGGGGCUAAGGCCGGUAUCGUGGGUGGAGCCCUAGCCGGCGGUCUGGCCGGCCACUGGGCCUCCCAGGGCAGAAGCUACGGCGGCUACCCCGUGCACUACACCUCGUACAACUCCUACAACACCUACCCCGUGUACAGCUCCUACCCCGUAUACGCGUACGGGUCAUACCCAUACGGUUACGGCUACUACAAGAAAUGAGGACACCCCACAUCUGACUGACCGAUCAUUUUGUAAAUAAAAUAUUUUUUAAA